AUGUCUUCAGAAGACAUCACCCAGAAGAGACAUCGCCAUACUCGAAGCGCUGCCGCCGUCUCCUCCGGCAAUACCCCACCACAGAAUCCUCACAAUCCUCACCAUUUGAAUCUCCAAGCGCAUGCGCAGAAUACACACAUCGACAUGAGCUACCCCGCACAGCCCUCCACUCCACCCCGGACCCCUCGGAGGGACAACCGCAAUGGUUCCCACAAUACCAACUCGAACACUCAUGAAAGCGGCUCGAAACAAAAGACUAGAGGCAAGAACCGCCCGAGAAAUGUGACGAGCUCGCCUGCCGUCAAAGGAAAUGACAGGAGUACUCCACCCCUAACGAGAGCGCAAUCCGCGGGCAUGCCAUCAUCCGCAAAGCCAAUAAGCACACCAUCUACUGCUGCGUAUGCUGGUGCAACCUUUCAUGCAUCGCCAGCCCCAUCUGCGCUCCCUAUUCCGAGUUUCUAUUCGAAAUCUGUUCCCGACUCUCCUGGAUUGAAAGGACUCAGAUCCGUACAAGAGGCUCCUUCGACGAAGCAAAGCCCAUCACCUCCUAUACCAGAAGCCAGUUCAGUAAAACAAUACCAGCGAGAAGAGUCACCUCUGGAUUUCUUCUUCAAGGCAGACAGGGAAGAGAAGGCUAGAGCUCGAAGUGUUAGCUCAAACAACACAACAGGCGCCGCUGCCGGACCUUUCCAGCCUCCAGGAGCCUCUCGAAAUGCACAGACUCCACCAGCUCCCAACAGUCAAAACCGGACUCGUCAAGGACAUACUUCCAAAUCCUCAGGUAGUGGCAUGUUUGCUAUGGAAUUGGAUGGCCCUACCAGCCCAGGAACACCAUUCGGCCCUGCAUUUUCUACACCUUAUGCUGAGAGGAUCAAUGCUGCCAGAUCCGGCACCACCCCCACUCGUGAGGUUCCACAGCAACAUGUAGAUCGCUCUGAAGCUCUCAAAGCAUAUCUUUUCUCUGGUCACACUCUGUCGCCACCUACCACAAAUGGAAGUGGCGUGAAUGGAUCUUUCUCUCCCUCAUCUCAAUUUACCUCGAAUAGCGCGAAGACGAGUCCUGUAUCAUCAUCACGCCCUCAACAAAAUGGGCAUGUUUUCAACCACAAUGCAAACGGCACAAGCAAUCGCCCCAGACCAUUGGGACGCUCAUCUGGUCUUCGCCAAGAGGUGACACCUACAAAGACACCCACCCGAACUCCCGAUCGCAACUUCUUCUAUGAUAAUUCACCUACUACAUCUAGAAUGAAUGGACAUCUUUCUCCCUCGAACCAAAACGAUCUUACAGCAAGAUUCAUGUCGCAAAAUGCUUCUCCUUCUCCUACAUCCCCAUAUGGCGUUUCAUCUGGUAAUAGAGGCGCAGACCUCCAAGGCAUUGAAGAUAGUCUUCGCAAGAUAUUGAAGUUAGACUCGGCUAGGCACUCGGGCGCUACAGACUCUAGCGUCACGGUCACAACAGCUAUGCCAAAUUAUGCUGGUGGCAGGGUUCCACCCAUGGCUGGCAUGAAUCACGGCGUUAUGAGAUCUUGA
Lachnellula hyalina is the source of this 1530-nucleotide messenger RNA. RefSeq lists its product as uncharacterized. NCBI's taxonomy places the organism in Eukaryota, Fungi, Ascomycota, Leotiomycetes, Helotiales, Lachnaceae. The transcript has a single exon. The record is from RefSeq and is a predicted model, not a curated record. The coding region runs from base 1 to 1530 and encodes 509 amino acids.